AUGAAACCUGGGAGUCAAGAGAAGAGGGUCAUCGACCUCACUAAUCCCGGUCUCGCUGAUAAUGCGGUUAAAAGCGUCCAGUCUCUCUCGGCGGAAGGACGGCAGGCGCUCGAUCAGUUCAAUAACAUUGAAGGGGAUAUAUCGGACCAGGUGGACCUUUCGGAUGAGGUUAUUGAGGGAUUCGCCGACAAGUUCGGACACGCUGCGCUUUACCUCCAGGUAGAGCAGCUACGGCGGUCUUCGGAUCCUACCGAGGACACGUUGCUGGGUCCCUUGAGGGUCCUCGAACGUUUUCAAGCGGUUACUGGUGCACCUGCUAUCACCCAUGAGGAAGUAGAGAAAUUGCGUGAGCAACUCCGGCGUUCUGCUUUGUCGGCAUUCACUCAAAGCCGGUAUGCUGAUGUUUUAUUACACGCUUCGGAAUGUUAUAAGCUUACGAAGAAUUAUUUGUCGAAGAUUGGAGGCACAGCACUCCACGGAGAUUUGGCGUUUGAGCUGUUUCUGCUAGCCCGUAGCUGUGCCAUGACGGGUUAUUUGGAAAAGGGAGAGAAAUAUAAGAAGGAGCUAGAUUAUCUGAUACAGAAUACGAUACGUUAUAUUGCAGCGGAGACGUUGAAAUCGGAAAAUGACGGUCCUGAUCGUAUCAAGGAUGCCUGGCUAAAACUAGGCAGUCACGACGAGUCGUCAGUGGGUCCAAUGCUGAAAACGGAGCCGUCCGUUUUCUUGGCCAUGCUCCGAGAGGUCGCUGAUUUGUCUGUGGUGUAUGGAGAGUACGAGACGGCGGACAUGUACUAUGAACGUCUUGUAGUUUUUCAUGAAUACCUUUACGGCCCCGUGAACCCUAUCACGGCGGAUGCCGCCAACGACGCCGCUCGGCAUUUUUUUGAAUGCCGAGACUUCCAUAAGGCGGCCAAGUAUUCUGAGAAAUGUUUGAAAAUCAGGAUUCAAGUGUUUGGAGACGUGGAUGCCCCUAAUCCUAAUCAUCUAGUGGCUGAUGCAUAUAGCAAUAUCGGUAUCAUUUAUCGCUUGCUAGGUUAUCCGCAGGAUUCCUUGAGUGCUCUUUUAUCCGCUUUGGAUCUUCGAAUGAGGCUGAACGAAGGAGAUCGCGGUGCACUGGAAUGUCAAAAGACAAUGCUCUCUAUCGCGAUCCUGUGUCAUCAGUAUGGACAGUAUCGUCGUGCGCUCGAGCUGUACAAGGAGGUUUUUGAGCAGAUCCGGAAGUUCAAGGGGUAUCACAGCUCCGAAGUCACUAAGAUAAUUCAGCUGAUGGAUGCGCUUUCCCGGGACAUAGCGGCCGCCACCAACGGAGGUCCCCUUUCAUCCGGCACAAAUAUCGAGGGAGCACUCACGUUGUCAGUGGCAGACCCCCGCAUUGAUCCCCGAACUGGUCUGAAGCCUUUGCUGUGGAACGAGAGCAUAGUCCCGUCCCUGAAUGCCUACCGGGCGUACAUGGAUGUGAGGGCGGCGGGCCCGUCAAAAUCGUUCGGUUUGGCGCCUACGCCGGGCAUCAGCAAAAUGCGAGCAUUGUUUGCGGACGAUCUUAGAGGCAUUGAUGUCCCGUCGACGGCUCUGCUGCCAUUUGUUCGGAACAGCUUCGUCUCGCCGGAGAUGCUGCAAUUCAUGAACUAUCUUCGCAGCUUUGGCUUCUUGUGCAGCGACGAUCCGUUUGUGCAGGGGCGACGUAAGUGCCCGGUAAUCAACCUACCCAAGACGAUUGGAGGCUACCCCGUCUUCCAGUCCAAUACGCAGUCGAAGGUGGUUAUGGAGGUCAACCCCGCUGUACCGGCGUAUUGCCUCGAGUAUCGCUUGCCUGAACCUUCGGUCUCGGAGGAUGGCAUCGUCUUUGUCACGAGCCUAGGACAGUGGCACCAGAAGGUCUUCUUGCCUGUGCUGGAUCCGCGCGAGAACCGCUACCUGGUGGGACUGAACGGGGUGCCGCUGAUGGUGGUUCUCCCUCUGGAGUUUCCGGACGAGCCGGAGGUCGACCAGGAGAACGCGCCGGUUGUUCCCAAGAAGGCGACCGACAGUGGCGACGUCGUCGUAAAGGUAUCGGCCCCGAAAGCAGACGAAGCGGCUGCGAAAAAGACUCUGCCCAAAGGCGGGGCUGCCAAGAUCGAGGAAAAAACGGCGGAUGUCGCAGCGAAAAAGGUCCUGCCCAAAACCGGCGCCGCCCCCUCCACCGACAAGAAGGAAGAGGCGGCCAAGCCCGCAGGACCAGCCAAGCCGGCAGGACCCGCCAAGCCUGCAGGACCCGCCAAGCCUGCAGGAUCUGCCAAGCCCGUGGAACUCAAGUUACCGGCCAAAAAGGCUGAUACCGGCAUCAAAUCGCUUCCUAAGCCUGCCCCUGCCACCAAAGCCGUGCUACCUAAGCCCACCGCCGCCGCCAAGCCUGCUGAGGCCAAGGCGACUGCGAAAGCCGGCUUGCCUAAACCGGCUGCGGCCAAAACCGCGGACGUUGGAGCGAAGCCCACGAAGGACGCAAAGCCGAAGGAGACCAAAGCCAUGAUGAAACCUGCGUCGAAGGUGAAGGGCACACCGGCGAAAACUCCGGAGAAGCAGCCCGCCGAGGGCAAGACGGUCCCCAAGGCAAAGGGGACGCCGAGUCCCGUUGGGGCCAAAACGCCCGCCGCCGCGGACGCGGUGUCAAAGACCAAGACGCCCCUUCCGAAGGUGAAGGGAGCACUGCCCGAGACCAAAGUAAAGACCGAGGCCAAGGUCAUGACCCUGGCUAAGGGCAAGACUGAUUCCAAGACCGAAGGUAAGGUCAAGACUGAAUCCAAGGUCAAAACUGAAUCCAAGGUCAAUAUUGGAUCCAAGGUCAAGGCCGACUCCAAGGUCAAGGCCGACUCCAAGGUCAAGGCCGACUCCAAGGUCAAGGCCGACUCCAAAGUCAAGGCCGACUCCAAGGUCAAGGCCGACUCCAAGGUCAAGGCCGACUCCAAGGUCAAGGCGGACUCCAAGGUCAAGACAGACUCCAAGGUCAAGACAGACUCCAAGGUUAAAUUGGCUGUGGAAAAGACGCCCUCGGCCAAAGCGGAAUCUCCGGAGUCUAAGGCCAAAGGGGCCAAAAGCCCCGGAAAGAAGGGAAAGGACUCGCCAAAGGGUGACAAGGCCGCGGUUGGAGUCUCAAAGACUGGCAAAUCUGCGAAGGCCGCAAAAGGCACCGCUAAGGGCAAGGUCACUAGCACGGUCAAGACUAUCAAGGGGGCGACACCGAAACAAGGGAAGGCUGGCAAAGCUGCUAAAGGGUCUUCCAAGGUUGCGAAGGGCUCACCGAAGGCGGCCAAGGCUGUCAAGGGUGCCAAGCGCUCACCCAAGGCUGCCAAAGGCACGCCGAAGAGUGCCAAAGGUUCGCCCAAGACUGCCAAGGGCUCGCCGAAAGCUGCCGAGGGCUCCUCGAAGGCCGCCAAGGGCUCACCCAAGGCUGCCAAGGGUUCACCGAAAGCAGCCAAAGGCACGCCGAAGGGGGCGAAGGGUACGCCGAAGGCUUCUAAAGGCUCGCCGAAGUCGUCUAAAGGUUCACCGGAAGCUACCAAGGUAGCCGUCAAAGGUUCUCCAAAGGCUGCCAAAGCCGCUAAAGGGUCUCCAAAGAGUGCUAAAGGUUCCCUGAAGACUACCAAGGAUACGCCUAAGUCGGGGAAGAAAUCCAAGGGCGGCAAAGCCGGAAAGGAGUCGACUAAAGCUUCCAAGUCACCGAAGACGGCGAAAGCUGGAAAGGCUACCAAAGGAUCUCCGAAAGGAUCUAAGGAGACAGCGGAGCCGGUGAAGAAGUCGCCGAAGGCUGCGAAGGCGGGAAAGGGCUCUCCUGGUAAGGCUGCGAAAGCAGCUGGAAAAAGCCCCAAAGCUUCCAAGACAUCACCGGCCAAGGCACCCGCGGCGGCAGCCGCCCAGGAGGAGCCAGGUAAAACGAAGUAUGGAGGUGAGAAGCAAGUCACCAUCAAGGCAGGCAAGGCUGCUGGGAAGGGUGCGAAGGGCCCGAAGACGAAGAAAGACACCGCGGCCAAGACCGCAAAGGUGAAGAAGAUGAAGGUGCCGAACGUCAAGGCGGCCCUGCUACUGACAUCCGAGGAUGACAUGGAUUCGGAGGAAUCAUUUAGGACUCCUCGGAUCGCUAAUGUGGUCUGUUACCAUACUAUGCCGCCUCUUCUAAGCCCCUCUUCAUCUCCAAAGGCUGGCAAGUCCCCAAAGCCUGGCAAGUCUCCCAAGGCUGGCAAGGUGCCAAAGGGGGCGAAGACUCCCAAAGGUGGCUCACCAAAGGGCUCGAAAGCGUCCCCGGGGAAGUCUAAGGGUUCCAUCCCACCAGGAGUGGGUGGCAAAAGUCCAAAGGGAUCGAAAGCAUCCCCGGGAAAGGCGAAGGGAUCCAUGCCACCAGGAGGGGGUGGCAAGGGUCCAAAGGGACCGAAAGAGUCCCCAGGGAAAGCUAAGGGAUCCAAGCCACCAGGACUGGGUGGCAAGAGCCCAAAGGAUACGAAAGGGUCCCCGGGGAAGUCUAAGGGAACCAUGCCGCCCGGCUUGAGUGGCAAGAGUCCAAAGGGCUCGAAAGGGUCCCCGGGGAAGUCCAAGGGAGCCAUGCCGCCCGGCUUGGGUGGCAAGAGUCCAAAGGGCUCGAAAGGGUCCCCGGGGAAGUCUAAGGGAGCCAUGCCGCCCGGCUUGGGUGGCAAAAGUCCAAAGGGCUCGAAAGGAUCCCCGGGGAAGUCACCAGGUCCAAAGGGUGCGAAGAGUCCGAAGUCUGCGAAGACCCCGAAGGGUUCCCCAAAAGGGUCCCCAAAGGGUUCGCCAAAGGAAUCGAAAUCAUCUAAAGGGUCCGUUAAGUCCAAGGGGUCGGGGCCGCGAGGAUCGGAUGGUAAGGGCGGAAAAUCACCGAAGGCUUCCAAAGGCCCCAAACCAUUCCCAAUGAAAGCUAAGGGUUUGGGAACACCAGAAUCGUCGCCCAAGUCCGGAAAAGGAGCUAAGAUGCCCAUGACAAUGAAGUUCAAAGGGAAACCCGCAGACCUCCCUUCCAAAUCGGAAGGACCGCCGAAAGGAGGAGCCAAGUCAAUGAAGGGGUCGCCGAUGAAGUUGAAGGGACCACCAGGCGCGUUCCCGGGGAAGCCGCAAGGCGGGUCACCCAAGGGAUCUCCCAAGGCGUUGACUAGCAUGAAGGGACCACCGACUACGAAGGGACCACCGGGUCUGAAAGGACCCAAGUCGCCGAAAGACGGUGAGGAAUCUGGAGGCAAACUGGGCUCCCCGAAGGGCGGAGCGGUGAAACCGAAGAUGUUGGGCCCCAAGAUGCUUAAGGGCCCUCCAGGCAAAGACCCUCUGACCGCGCCCGAUGCGUCGGCGGGCAAGCCCAAGACACUGGCUGCCAAGGCCACUGACUCCGGCGGUCUUCCGUCGCCGACAAAGACGCUUAUCAAAAAAACCCUCUCGAAGAAGGGGGGAGGGCCCGCCGGUCAGGAGGGAGCUCCACCGCCUGCGACGAAGCAGUUGCUAAGGCCGAUGGCGUCAAUGGAGGGCAAAAUGACCGACGAGUCGGGCGGGAAGUUCCUGGAUCCGUCGGCCGCGGCCAAGCCUGUGUUGGAGGCUCCUUCGCCGAAGCCGGCGGAGGACCUCUUUGCGAAGGCGUUUCCGGUGCUUUCGAUGGAGUCGAGCCUGGAGAGCAAGCCGCAGUUCCAGGGGCAGAUUCACCGGCUGAAGAAGUGCACCGCGGACAUGGUGGUGGGCGUCCGCAGCUCGGUGGAACCCUCGCCGAGGGGCCCGCUGCCUGCGUUGGACCUGAUUGGUGCAAAGGGCGAGGUGCUCGAGACGGUGCCGUUCUAUCUUGACUUGGAGGCGUACUUCGUGCGAGUGGCGGCCGUGGCUUCACACGUAUCGCGACGCGUGACUAAGGGCGAUCAGACGGUGGCGCCCCCGAUCACGAAGGUGGUGACGGCCCUUCGGGAGGCGGAGACUUCGAACGAGGCAGGAAGCGGCCUGCUGAUGCUGGGCACGCCCUUCGGGCUCUCGGGCACGGUCUUCGGCAGCAUCCCUACCAGCGGCCCAGCGGGCAUCGGUGGCUACGGCGCCGUGGGCGGCAAGGUCCCCGGCGGAGACACGUCCGUGCCUGCGGGCAACGCCGCACCCUUCAGCAGCGUCAUUGAGGGCCCGCAAGGCAUCAACCUUGCUGGGAUCCCCCCGCUGGGCGGCGGUCGGGUCGCGGGAGACGCCGCUGGGGCGGCCGGUCCGGGAGGCGCCUUCGGAGGAGCAAUGGGCGGGGGUCUCGGAGGCGGAAUGGGCGGUGGUAUGGGCGGCGGUGCGGGUGGUGGCAUGGGCGGUGGUAUGGGUGGUGGCAUGGGCGGUGGUAUGGGUGGUGGCAUGGGCGGUGGUAUGGCUGGUGGAAUGGGCGGCGGUAUGGGCGGCCAGGCUGGGCCCAUGUCGUUUACUGGAGGUGCCUUCGGUGGUCUGGAGGAGGGAGUUCGGUACGCUGAUUAA
This is a messenger RNA of Gregarina niphandrodes, 6453 nucleotides long. Its product is annotated as tetratricopeptide repeat protein. NCBI's taxonomy places the organism in Eukaryota, Apicomplexa, Conoidasida, Eugregarinorida, Gregarinidae. Bases 1 to 6453 code for a protein of 2150 amino acids. Gene Ontology annotation, molecular function: protein binding. The transcript is spliced from 6 exons. The record is from RefSeq and is a predicted model, not a curated record.